Messenger RNA from Saccostrea cuccullata (small rock oyster), 1368 nucleotides. Its product is annotated as NADH-cytochrome b5 reductase 3-like. Gene Ontology annotation, molecular function: oxidoreductase activity. The record is from RefSeq and is a predicted model, not a curated record. Lineage: Eukaryota; Metazoa; Mollusca; Bivalvia; Ostreida; Ostreidae. The transcript is spliced from 8 exons. The coding region runs from base 82 to 1005 and encodes 307 amino acids.
UUAACUCAUUUAAGUUAACAUCAUCAAGAACCUGGAAUGUGGGUGUAGGUAGAAAUUGUUCACCUAGUGUAUGCAACAAAGAUGACAAACUCGGACAUGUGGGGUGUGCCAGUACUGAUUGGGGUAGGUGUGGUAGCUGUCACUGCUGUCCUAGCAAAGAUGUUCUUGUUUGGAAACAAGAAGAAAGCCAAGUCCCCCAUAACACUACAGGACCCCAAUACCAAGUACCCCCUCAAACUGGUGGAUAAAGAGGAAGUCAGUCAUGAUACAAGAAGAUUUCGUUUUGCCCUUCCAAGUCCAGAGCAUAUCUUGGGACUACCUGUUGGUCAACAUAUUUACCUGACCGCUCGGAUAGACGGACAGCUGGUGAUCCGCCCCUACACCCCGGUAUCUAGUGACGAUGAAAAGGGGUACAUGGACCUCGUCAUUAAGGUUUACUUCAAGAAUGUCCACCCUAAGUUUCCUGAGGGUGGUAAAAUGUCCCAGCACUUGGAGAACAUGUCUAUAGGGGACUACAUUGAUGUGAGGGGACCUAAUGGUUUACUGGUGUAUGAAGGAAAAGGUGUGUUCAAGGUGCGCCCGGACAAGAAGUCUCCACCUGAGACAGUGACAGCUAGGAAUGUGGGAAUGAUCGCGGGAGGGACGGGAAUUACUCCCAUGCUUCAGCUCAUCAGGGAGGUGUUCAAAGACCCAGAGGACAAAACUAACCUCUCUCUUCUCUUUGCUAAUCAGACAGAAGAUGACAUUCUGUUGAGAACGGAGCUAGAAGGUUUACAAGAGAGCUACCCAACUCGUCUCAAGGUGUGGUACACCUUAGAUAGACCAACAGAAGGUUGGAAGUACAGUAAGGGGUUUGUCAGUGAUGAGAUGAUAAAGAACCACCUCCCUCCCCCUAGUAAUGACACUGUCAUCCUGAUGUGUGGCCCCCCUCCCAUGAUCAACUUCGCCUGCCAGCCAAACCUGGACAAACUCGGAUACAGCCAGAAGUCCAGAUUCGCCUACUAAACAGGGCUUUCAUUGUUUAAGACCAGGUGUAUGGUUGGUUGUGGAUUGUAUGUUUAAAUUAUUUGGUAAAUGAUGUGCAAUCAAGAUUUUUGCAGAGGGAUUCGAUAAAAAUGACAGAAAAGGCACUUUAUAGCCUUGAGAAAUGAGAAUGCCUGCAGUGAAUGGCCAAGCUAGAUUUUUUUAUUUGAUGCAAUAUAUGCCAGCCUGCCUAAGUAAAUUAUUUGUUAUGAUAUAAAAAACUCAUUUAUAUUGUUGCUGGGCAUUGUCUUACAGUACAAGUAACUGUACUACUGUGUAGUGUACUUUGUAAUAUAUUAAUUCACUUUACUUAUAGGUAAUAAAUUUAUUUCUACUUUCGUAAAA